UCCGAGCUCUAACGACUGACUGAAUCCGCGCAGAACUACGAACUCUUGUGACUCAUACCCGACUAGCCGCGAUAUGGUUUCGUCAAUGAAGCAGUACAGGGAUGAUGCCGAUGCGCCCUCGUCCGUCUCCCUCUCGCUCUCCCUCGGCGCCGUGGCCGACCGCAUCAGCAAGAAGAUGAGGCGCGGCGGCGCAGACGGCGAGUUCGUGUGCAAGACAUGCGGCCGGUCGUUCAGCUCGUUUCAGGCGCUGGGCGGGCACCGGACAAGCCACCUGCGUGGCCGCCAUGGACUUGCCCUCGGCCUCGCCGCGGGGUCAGAACAGGUGAGCAGGAAGAGCAGGGACCAGAAGCAGGUGCACCGGUGCCAUGUCUGCGGGCUCGAGUUCGAGAUGGGUCAGGCCUUAGGAGGCCACAUGCGCCGGCACCGCGAGCAGGAGGCCACCACCACGGCGCAGGCGCAGCCAGUUCUGCUCCAGCUCUUCUUCUAGCGCUAGCUCCAUUGGUUUCUCUCUAGUCCGAUAUGGAUAGACUGCCUGCUGUGUAGUUCUGCUGGUGUUGAUCGAUGGUUCGUUCCUUCACUUUGACGAACAUGUACAUAUGUCUCAUUGAUUCCUUCGUUAUUUCGGUCCAGUUUAGUUCCCUACAAGUUGAGCCUAUCAAUAUCCUGAUAAAUAACUCUCGGAAG
Molecule: messenger RNA, 684 nt
Organism: Hordeum vulgare subsp. vulgare (domesticated barley)
Lineage: Eukaryota; Viridiplantae; Streptophyta; Magnoliopsida; Poales; Poaceae
Product: zinc finger protein ZAT8-like
Exons: 1
Coding region: 74-487 (137 amino acids)
Source: RefSeq, a predicted model, not a curated record